CAAAUUCAAUACUCAUACACAACCCCCAACGCAUCAUACCACCACACAACGCACAAAAAAGGAAAAAAAAAGAGAGAGAGUUAACAAAAACAAGCCAUAGGUGAAAAAAAUAGGAGAGAAAUGGAUCUCUGGUUCCCUCUCUCUCUCGCUCCUGCUCUUAUCUGAGCCACCGGUCGUCGUCGCCGCGGUCGGAAGCCUCGCCGAGGAGCGUUUUGAUCUUGGGUCUGGCGCCUACUUCUGGUUUGAGAGAACCCAGUGCUCAUAACGUUGGAGUUGAUAGGUUGCCUGAAGAGAUGAAUGACAUGAAAAUUAGGGAUGAUAAGGAGAUGGAAGCAACAAUUGUUGAUGGCAACGGGACAGAGACAGGUCAUAUAAUAGUGACAACCAUUGGUGGUAGAAAUGGCCAGCCUAAGCAGACAAUAAGCUACAUGGCUGAGCGUGUUGUUGGACAUGGAUCAUUUGGAGUUGUUUUCCAGGCAAAGUGCUUAGAGACGGGUGAAACUGUGGCUAUAAAGAAGGUUCUUCAGGACAAGCGAUACAAAAAUCGUGAAUUGCAAACCAUGCGUCUUCUUGACCACCCGAAUGUUGUGUCUUUGAAGCAUUGUUUCUUUUCAACGACUGAAAAGGAUGAACUUUAUCUUAAUCUCGUGCUUGAGUAUGUUCCUGAAACUGUACAUCGUGUGAUUAAACACUACAAUAAGUUGAACCAGAGGAUGCCGCUGAUUUUUGUGAAGCUUUACACAUACCAGAUUUUUAGAGCAUUGUCCUACAUUCAUCGCAGUAUUGGAGUGUGUCAUCGGGACAUCAAGCCUCAAAAUCUUUUGGUGAAUCCGCAUACUCACCAGCUUAAGCUAUGUGAUUUUGGAAGUGCAAAAGUCUUGGUAAGAGGAGAGCCAAAUAUUUCUUAUAUCUGCUCUAGGUAUUAUAGAGCACCUGAGCUUAUAUUUGGGGCAACUGAGUAUACUACAGCUAUUGACAUCUGGUCUGCUGGUUGUGUUCUUGCUGAGCUUCUUCUGGGGCAGCCCCUGUUUCCUGGUGAGAGUGGAGUUGACCAGCUUGUUGAGAUUAUCAAGGUCUUGGGUACUCCUACAAGGGAGGAAAUAAAAUGUAUGAACCCUAACUAUACAGAGUUCAAAUUCCCACAAAUCAAAGCACAUCCCUGGCACAAGAUAUUUCACAAACGCAUGCCUCCAGAAGCAGUUGAUCUGGUUUCAAGACUAUUGCAAUACUCUCCUAAUCUACGAUGCACAGCUUUGGAUGCCUUGAUCCAUCCUUUCUUUGACGAGCUACGUGACCCAAAUACACGCCUACCGAAUGGACGUUUCCUCCCUCCACUUUUCAACUUUAAGCCACAUGAGUUAAAGGGUGUGCCGGUGGAGAUUUUGGUGAGAUUGAUUCCUGCGCAUGCAAGAAAGCAAUGCCCUUUCCUUGGGUUGUGAUAUGGUAUAAAAAGCACGAUAUAUCCAGCUGCAAAGUGUCCUUGUAUGGAAGUCAUGUUUCUUCCUCUACUUCAGCUGCUCCUUUCCGUCAUGUUUCUUUGUAUUACCUUGUGUACAAGCAGAUGUAGGAAAAUGCGACUUAAUCUUGCCCAAGCCUCAACGGGCGUCUCACUCGCCUUCUCCCUAUAUUGCAAUACGUUGUAACACUACAUUACAUAGAAGACAAAUAUCUCCAUGAUCUUUUGCAUGAAUCUAAAUGAUCUAUUUGUAUUUGGAUUUCA
Messenger RNA from Malania oleifera, 1720 nucleotides. RefSeq names its product shaggy-related protein kinase alpha. Gene Ontology annotation, cellular component: cytoplasm. NCBI's taxonomy places the organism in Eukaryota, Viridiplantae, Streptophyta, Magnoliopsida, Santalales, Ximeniaceae. Gene Ontology annotation, molecular function: ATP binding; protein serine/threonine kinase activity. Bases 294 to 1439 code for a protein of 381 amino acids. The record is from RefSeq and is a predicted model, not a curated record. Gene Ontology annotation, biological process: protein phosphorylation; signal transduction. The transcript has 13 exons.